This is a messenger RNA of Bipolaris sorokiniana ND90Pr, 1641 nucleotides long. RefSeq lists its product as uncharacterized. The record is from RefSeq and is a predicted model, not a curated record. Lineage: Eukaryota; Fungi; Ascomycota; Dothideomycetes; Pleosporales; Pleosporaceae. The transcript has a single exon. The coding region runs from base 1 to 1641 and encodes 546 amino acids.
AUGAAUUCUAAUGUUUCUCAAAGCAGCAUGCCUGCGACUAUGUUUCCCUCGCGUAAGAUAUUCCCACCACCAAAGAAACGAACAAGAGGCAGAAACGGAGAACGAUCCAGAAGACUCAAAUCAAAGAGGAUAGCGAGUGCUUCUUCAAAAACAAUACAAACAUCGACAUCUCGCUCUACUCUCAGCCUGGAAGAGAUGAACCGUGCCCUAGCCCUAGCAAAUAUCACCACCAACUACCAGCGGCCAGAUAAAGACUUAAUAGAAGCCAUGAGAAAUAAACAAAGAGGCACAUCCGCUGACCCCACCAACCGUAUUCUGUCUCCAAAUACUACGCAGUCACUCACGCUGACUGAAGAAAACAUCACACCAGUUACUGGUUCUUCCGCACCCACACCCCUCACAUCGCACAAUACCUUCGACCCUUCCAAACAGCCAAAAAAACCAUCAGAUUGGGAGGCGCAAGCCAAAAGAGUAAUCGAGCGAGAAGGCCACAGCUUAGACAGAGAUUGGUCACGCAUCAGUUGGAAGCAAAAAGCCAGCAAUAUCGUGCGGCUCAAGCUGCUGAAAGAUGAUGGCUACGACAUUAGUCCACUGACGAAAAAAGGUGUCACCGCGGAUGAAAUCAUCGACGCACUACUCGCACAUAUCCAGGCCAGAAGGGGGAGCCAGUCAGGUAUCUACAUCUCUUCCUAUCCCGGAACAGUCACACAGUCAGAAACAAACGAUGGUGCAGAGAUAGAUAAAAGAAGCACAUGCCGACCAGACACAAAUGUCCCCCUCCCUCAAAUCUCAGACACCACAUAUCGUCCAAAUAAUAACACCCUAACUCCCCAUCUCGCCCAGCAAACCCUCCUACCUCAAAAACGAAAGCACAAACACGAUCACACCAACCACAUCGACCACCCCCGCAAAAAACGCCGCUUCCACUCCCCCCACCACAUCACCCGCACCUUCCAAACCUCAGCCCUACAAGCCCUCAAACGCCAGAUCCGCCGCUCACUCUUCACCUCGUCCCGUAGAUCCCGAUCCCAGUUCUACACCACAACUUCACCGGCUACGGGAUCUCACAUCCCGAUUCUCAACUUAACGCCGCGGCCUGCACCGCCGGCAUCCCGUAUCAUCUUCACGCCGCAGGACCCUGGGAGACGGCCAUCAGGGGCGGAUGCGUAUAUCACGUCUGCGGUGUUUGAGCUGCUGGGACGGGAAGUAGAGUGGUUAGGACGCAGUGCGGAUAAGGGGUGUUGGGUUUGUGAUCCCGACGCAGAAGAAGGGGAUGCGGGGAUGAUGGGAGAUGAGGAGCGGGUUAGAUAUGGGAUUAGGUUAUUAGUUAAGAGCAGGGAAGGUGAUGCGGUGCUUGAGGGGGAGUCGCGGGCUCUGGGCGCUUUGCUACGGCAUUUGCGGGAUGGUGGGUUGAUGCAUUUGGGGCGGUGGAGGGUGAGUGAUGUAUGUGAGAAUGCGGAAGGGGUGAGGGAUAUGGAGAUGAAGGUUGUGAAGAAUGAGUGUUUUCCUUUUCAUCUUAGUCCUGCUGCGAGUGGGGUGUUGGGGAAGAUUGCUGCGAUGCUUGAGAAAGGGCAGGAUAGAGGGGGCGAGGAGGUGCAUGUUGGGGUCGUACGGCAGAGGGCGAGGUUUAGUGUUAGUUGA